CCAACAGCCGUGACUCGGCAUUGCCCACGGUAUUAUUUUAGUAUCAAGGUGCGUGACUGCCAAUCGUGGUGGCCGCUAUCACGCUUGUCAAUCACGCAUUUUUAAUCAGGAAAUGUCAAGAACAUAUCAUUUAAGCAGUCUAGGUCUCGCGUAACUAUAUCUAAAGUUUUUAAUAAUUAAUCUAGAUUUUUUGGUAACCUUGAAUAGCUUUAGUUUCAAAUAGUAUGUAAGUAAUUAAUCUGGGCGGAUAUCUAAUAUCCAACUACCAGACGUCUGGGUAUUACAUAAAAUAUAAUAAACAUAAAAACACUCAAAAAACAAAAGAGAAACCGUUGCAUAAAGUAUCAUUUUUAUUAUGAUACUUCAUGGUGUUACAUAUGCAUACGUUAUAUAAUACUAGUAUCAUGAAUAUCCUUCGUCAAUCAGAAAUGUCUAUCAGUCUCCACGCCAUAUUGAACACAGAAAUUAGUCAGCAGUAGAGCAAUGAAAUGGUUAACAAUUAUGGAAGGCAAUGAAACACAGGCGGUUACGGAGCAGUGCUCUGUGCAGUAGGUUAUUGCCGCAACUAUGAGGUAGCUGGUUCCCAGGCACAGCACAAUUGAUGCUUUUUGUCCUCGAUCGAUAUAAUGCCACGGUAUCGGAGACUGUGAGAGAAACAGGAAACAUGAGCCCUGCCCUGUGUCGGAAGAGUUGGCUCAUGUUCCUGCAAAAACAAUCAGAGCGAAUCGGAAAUUCGGGCCUAUCGAUUUACAUCUAUCUUUGUUAGGACACACUAUCUAAUAUAUUACAUAUCGGUAUUCGUUACACACUAUAACCUACAUUUAUUAUGGAUUAUAAGUGUCAUAUGAGUCAUUAAUUAAAGACUCAUUUCAUAACAUUGAAACAAUGCAUAAUAAUUUUAUUUCCCCGAAACUUAUUCUGCAUCAGCGCUUUAAUUUAGUGUAUAGAAUUAUGCACUGACCAACUUCAAUUGCUCAAGGCAGAACAUUAUAAUAUUUUUAUAAUAACCGCGCAUUCAUUACCUUUUCAAAUUAUACCAUAAACAUGCAUUUUGGAAUAAAUCCCGCAUUAUUGUGUAUAUUUUUACAAAUAGUGAACAUUAAUGGUCAUUUAUCGAACUUAGCUUGGAACGGUGGACCUCUACAUCUGCAAUGCGAACGGGAAUCUGACUUCUGGAUGAGAAGCGGACAAUACAUCAAAGAAAAUGUAAUCGCAGUGAAAGCCAUAAUGCAUCAAGACGAUGUCUUCGUCAUGACGCCAAGAUUGAAGCCUGGUGUUUUGGCAACAUUUUGGUUGAUUGUAAAAGAUAAGAGCCAAGUGGAACUCCAGCCAUACCCAGAACUUCGAGAUCAUAGUGUUGGCGACUGCAGCGCCAUUCAAAAUGCCGUAGACAUGUACCUGGACCACCUCGGAAAGUUGUGGGUGCUAGACAGCGGUAUCGUCGACACAGUAGCGAGCCCACAGUGUACGUGUCCACCGAAAGUGGUCCUCAUCAAUUUACUUCUACGGAAACUGGUCAAACGUAUUGAUAUAUCGUCUCUCUUAGAGGCCACCUCGUUGAUACAGAACAUCGUCGUCGAAUACGAAUUUGGAAAGACUUUUAUAUACGUUUCCGACGCGUCACGUGGGGCAAUCCUUGUGCACGAAGUUACGUCUGGCGCCAGUUGGUCCGUGGUAACUUGCGCACCCGCCACCGGUCUUCAGAUCUUACUAGUGAAGCGACCAGCCCACACCGUCCUCAUUCUAGUCAGACUGCACUAUCAAGGCAUCAUUGAGUUGGAUACCACUGCGUUGCGACGAAGGGAUUCUCUUACUCCUCUGACAGUGUUCGGCGAGCAGAGCAAGCCGGUGGUGCUGCUCGGCGCAGACGGCUUCCACGUAUAUCUCCGUCACACUGAAUGUUCAGACGUCUUGGUUUGGAACACGAAGGACCCGUACAACUCCUCUCGACUCGACAACAUACAUUCAGCCGGCCCCAGACUCACGACCACCUCAGUCGCAGCAGAACCCUUGAAACGAAUCCUGCUUAUUCUUGAUACAAAUUACUUGGACACUCUCCAAGGAAAUUCGCCAACUUAUCAUAGAAUAACUUUUGUUAGCAAAAAUAAUUAAUAUUAAUGUUACAGUAGGUAAUGGCUAAAAGAAUACCAAUAAAGUUAUGUUACAAUAUUAUGUUUUGUUGUUAACCUGUGCGAACGAAAGAAAAACACGCUAUUGUUGAAAAAUAAUUUAUAUAUUUAAAUUACAAUCAUACCUUUUGACUACAGAACUAAAAAUCGAACUCUAGCCCUACCACAAUAAGCAAUGAAAUAUAUUAUAUUGAUUAUAACAGAAAAUUCUACGCCUACUUAGGUACCUACAGCACAACUUAAUUUAACUCACAUGUUGAAAUUUCAAUCAAAAUUAUAUUAAAGCGCUUUCAGAUUCCGCAAGCAUAACGCAAUGCAAAAACUAUACCUACAAUACCUAUACAUGUCUAAACAGCUCUAUACAUAUCUACCUAUUCUAAUAACUAUCCGGAAUCAAUUUGGCUGUACACUAUAUCACGCGUUGGUACAAACAGACUAAACAUUUCAGUUCAAGGUAGGCACCUUUCGAUAUUGUUGUCUACUUGCUUCUUGACAAGUCGCGAUUUAACUUGUGUAAUAAGCAGAUAGGGUAUAUUGAUUAGCUCAAGAACUUAGAUUUGCUAUGAUCUACAUAACUAAAAAACUGUGAAAACUGAUUUGCCUUGACUACACAGAUAGCCGAGUAUGGCAAACAGACUGCGCGAGACGUGUCGCGGGUUCGAUCCCCGCUUAGGACAAGCA
Molecule: messenger RNA, 2810 nt
Organism: Trichoplusia ni (cabbage looper)
Lineage: Eukaryota; Metazoa; Arthropoda; Insecta; Lepidoptera; Noctuidae
Product: protein yellow-like
Exons: 5
Coding region: 1045-2112 (355 amino acids)
Cellular component (GO): extracellular region
Source: RefSeq, a predicted model, not a curated record